This is a messenger RNA of Penicillium waksmanii, 912 nucleotides long. RefSeq lists its product as uncharacterized. The record is from RefSeq and is a predicted model, not a curated record. The coding region runs from base 1 to 912 and encodes 303 amino acids. Gene Ontology annotation, molecular function: DNA-binding transcription factor activity; transcription cis-regulatory region binding. The transcript has a single exon. Gene Ontology annotation, biological process: positive regulation of transcription by RNA polymerase II. NCBI's taxonomy places the organism in Eukaryota, Fungi, Ascomycota, Eurotiomycetes, Eurotiales, Aspergillaceae. Gene Ontology annotation, cellular component: nucleus.
AUGCUUGCGAGGCAUAUAGGCUCCAUAAGGGAGAAAUCUGCUUUGGCCUCUGGGAAUGAAUGCUUACCUGAAGCACGAUCUGCUUUAGCGUCAACACUCAUUCUCUACAAUGUUGAGCUUCUUGGCGCGGAGGGGGUGAAAUGGAGAAUGCAUUUGAAGGGUGCUCGCGUCAUAAAUCAGUGGCUCGAGCAGUCUUUCUCUCAAGUUGCUUCAAUUGGCGAAAUUGACAAGUUCUUAACCUAUGAGCACUACUACUCUAGCGUUUUCGCAGAUCUCACGACAUUUGACACGACGAACGAGCCACCCAAAGAAAGUCUACAAAGUAUGGGCGAUGUUGCUGUCUUCGGCGACUUCGUUCGCGUCAUUCAACUGGUGACCAAACUCGAAAGAUCAAAAUAUGAUCAAAAAAUUUCCAUCAGUCACUGCCAAUUCCAAGAAAUUCUCCAGGCAGUGGAAAUGGCGAAGGAUUCUAUGAUCUUGUUUGGCCAACAGUUUUAUUUUUGGAGUGACCGGGCUCAGCAAGACUUCCAGCAUCUGGUAUUCGUGUUUUACUAUGCCAUCCAGGUCUAUACUUACCGUGCCAUUUCCUAUGAUUUAUUGGCCGACCGUCAUAUUCAAGUCUCCAGGGAUUCAAUUUUAGAACAUCUGGAUCACCUGUCAGACAAGAGAAAUUUUGCACAUGACCUUGUUUGGCCUUUGUUCAUCCUGGGUACGGAAAGUAGAGAGGAUGAAAGGAUACAGAAUGUGGUCUCUACCGAGAUGGAAGCCGUUAUGAAGAUCAGUGGCGCUCUGGAUCGAAAAAAGGUGUUGUCAUUUUUACAACACUACUGGUCGGCCGAUUUGGCAAGUGGCGUCACAUGGAUACAGUUCAUGAGAGAUUUUAUACCCGAAAAUAGCAUGUUAAUUCUAUGA